Molecule: messenger RNA, 461 nt
Organism: Lepus europaeus (European hare)
Lineage: Eukaryota; Metazoa; Chordata; Mammalia; Lagomorpha; Leporidae
Product: cytochrome c oxidase subunit 6B2
Exons: 4
Coding region: 112-378 (88 amino acids)
Cellular component (GO): respiratory chain complex IV; mitochondrion; mitochondrial crista
Source: RefSeq, a predicted model, not a curated record
AGCCGUUCCUGCGAGGGUCGCGGUCCACGGCCUCCCCUGCGCCGCCACUCGCGUCCCGGGAGCCACAAGCCCCGCCGCGCUGCUGUCAAUCUGGAGCUGCCGCCUCCGUGGAUGGUGAACGAGAGCGCCCCGAAGGUGCCCAGGGGGAAAUGGACAACGCCGCCCUUCGACCCGCGCUUCCCCAACCAGAACCAGACCCGUAACUGCUACCAGAACUUUCUGGACUUCCACCGCUGUGUCAAGAACGCGCACCGCCGCGGCAAGAGCCCGCAGCCCUGCGAGUACUACUACCGCGUGUACCAUUCGCUGUGCCCCAUGAGCUGGGUGCAGCGCUGGAACGAGCAGCUCAAAAACGGGACGUUCGCCGGCAAAAUCUGACUGCGGAGCGCGGCCUCCUCCGGGGCACCGGCCCCCGGCCGCGGGGACCUACCUCACCCCGCUCCCCAACCUCUAAACCGCAA